Messenger RNA from Tribolium castaneum (red flour beetle), 4174 nucleotides. RefSeq lists its product as uncharacterized. Gene Ontology annotation, biological process: DNA strand invasion; reciprocal meiotic recombination; mitotic recombination. Gene Ontology annotation, molecular function: single-stranded DNA binding; double-stranded DNA binding; DNA strand exchange activity. Gene Ontology annotation, cellular component: condensed nuclear chromosome. The transcript is spliced from 2 exons. NCBI's taxonomy places the organism in Eukaryota, Metazoa, Arthropoda, Insecta, Coleoptera, Tenebrionidae. The coding region runs from base 2580 to 4010 and encodes 476 amino acids. The record is from RefSeq and is a predicted model, not a curated record.
GAGUUUGUUUAGGAAAGUCCCGAAAAACAUUGUUAAUAAAAAAAUUUAAAAAAAAAUCCGGUAUUCCACUAUUUUUGACUAGAAAAUACACAAAUAAACCAAGUAUCUAUUUUACUAUCCACGUUAUCUAUGAAAUGUAAUGUUGGUUGCUUCAAAAAAUUUUUCAGGCUGAUUAUUACUCGUGUAUUUAAGGAUUGUUCUAAUUUGUCCAGCAAGGACUAUAUACGUGGAGGUUUAUAACAUUUUUGCCUGGAAAAAAGGAAAUAAGGAUGAGAAAUAGGAUUCCAACAUGUUCUUCGGUGAACAUUGAAGGUCUCUCCUAAUUUAGUUUUUUUGUCAUCAUUGUUUUUUUUUUGUUGGUAACCCAAUAUUUUUGACAUUUGAGAGCACAGUUUGGACGCGUUGUUUGUAUUCGAUUGUAAAAUUCUAAUUUAUUUAUCCUUUCUUUGGAUCAACAUGGACACAGCUAUAAAAGAAAUUGAAGAAAAAGAAGCUAGUCCUUCUGAAUCUGUUGAAACGGAGGAAUUGGACAUCGAAAGCGAACCUUUCUUUCAGGAUAUUUACAUGCUGACCGAACACGGCGUCCCUCUUCCAGAUAUCGAAGAAAUGCGAAACAUUGGCAUAAACACAGUCAAGGGCCUCCAAAUGACCACAACCGACAAACUUUUGGCUUUGAAAAGCUUUAAUCCGAGUAAAGUAAGCAAAAUUCAGGAAAUUUGCGGAAAUAUCUCUUUCAGCAAUCGCUUCAUGACCGCUUUUGAAGUAAGUGAGGCAUGCAAGCAAGUUUUUAAAAUAAGUACGGGAAGCGCAAAUUUGGAGUAAUUUCUGAUCAAGCACUAAAAAAAUGCGGAUUUUAAAUUUUUAAAAGGAUACGGGUCGGUUUACAGAAAAUGAAAUUAUUCAGAAUUACAUUGUUAUUUAUUUGGCCAUUGAAAUGUUCCGUAAAUCGGCUAAAUUUAUACAGAAUGAUCCACGAGUAAUAAUGAGCCUGAAAAAUUUUUUUAAGCAACCAACAUUACAUUUCAUUGACUAACCCGUAUAAUUGCAAUAAUUCACCUAAAACGCAAAUACAUUCAGUUCAAAAGUCGGCGAAUUAGCUCUAGAAAACAUUUUCUUCCACUUUUUUCAAUUUAAUUCUCUAAUUUUUCAUCAAAUUCCAUCAAAAGAUAGCGGGCGUAUAAGUUGAUUCUACAAUUUUAAAAUUGUUUUUACCUUUUUUGUGACUUUCAGCACGUUUUUAACCGAAAAUGGACAUAAUUUCUCCAAAAAUCACCAAAUCUGUGUAUUUUCUAGUCAAAAAUAGUGGACGUGCGCAAAUCCUACUGGAUUUUUAUUAACAAUGUUUUUCGGGACUUUACUAAACAAACUCAGUUAACUAAAAAUUUUUAGAGAUAAAUUAAAUAUUUUCAUUUAAUUUUUUUUAUAAUUUAAGAAGUAAGUCAUCUAAGGAUUCAACGCUAAAGUUUAAAGUUAUGUUUCACUUUUACGUUCAUCUCCUUUUCUCUCAAAAAAAAGGUAUUUUCCCUUUAUUAGGAUGUGCUCUUACGUUUACACUUUGGCGCCUUUACGUACUUUUAUCUUUUGCCGCAUUAUUUUCUUAUUUCUGUCAGUUUUAUGCUCCGCUUACGUUUAUACGUCUAUGUGUUCUCUCAAUCUCUUAUUUUUGUUUACGUGUUGUUUCACUUACCUUUUUUAAACUUUUUUUCAUAGAAAAAUUGUUACCCUGAUCCGGGUUCGAACCCCGACCUCCCCCGUCGUAAGUGGCGCUUAUACCACUGAGCCACCAGGGCCCCAAGUACUGACCGGCUUUAGCAGAUAUUUUAACACAAACUUUUUAAAUAAAUCAACAUUACAAACUAUGCAGGUGGUCCACGAGUAAUAAUGAGCCUGAAAAAAUUUUUGAAGCAACCAAUAUUUCAAUAUUUUCAGCUCGGUUUUGCAAAAUUUCUGCAAUAAUGUGCUUAAAUUAAUGCUCACAAAAUGCAAAAAUUGCUUCAAUUUUGAACCAAUUCAAGUUUAUUUUUCGGUCUUUGUCGGUUAAUGUUUGGCAAAAGUUCACUAAAACAAUAGAAAAGGAAAAUAACUGAUUUUUGAAAUCAUUUUGCAUUUUUGAAAAACAAGAUAAAACGCAGAAUAAUUGCGUUUCUGACUAAAUAAAGUGCUCAAACCACCAAACCAUUUUUUUUACUAAAAAUAGUGAUACCAACGUGUAAGUUGUGAUUAAUUUAUAUUGUUAAUUAAAUCUUCAGUUUUUGAAUACUCAUUAUAGUUAAUAAUAACAACUUUUCGUUCCAUUUUAAGAAAAUCGCGUUCAAGCGCCCAAAAAAUUAAAAAUUACACCAUUUUUGCCAAUAAUUGGCGAAAUAAUUGAGUUUCUAUGACUUUUGACUAAACAAGGUGUUUAGUUACAUCACUCUAUUUUAUUGUCGAUGAAAGGUCGCACUAAUGGAUCUUCUGCCUUUCCCCUUAAAAAGUAGAUAAAACCGUGUAACACAUAAUGACUCCGUUUAACGAACAAAAAUAAUCCAUUUAAACCGCUGAUGUAAUUUGUGAGCAUUUGGUAUAAAAUAGCUGAGACAAUGUUAAUGUUGAUAUCAGUAUUACUACUAAACAAAUUAGAUUUAGUUACGUCCAAGCAAAAUAAAAUAGACGCACUAUCCAAAAAAACCUUGCUGGAAUCCGAAAUUGAACAUUUUUUUACCGAAUAUUCAAAAACUGAAGACUUGGAUGUAGACAUUACAAUAAUUAUCACAACUCACACCGUUGUUAUCAACGAUCUUGUAAACAGUUUCUUGAACACAAACCAAUUUGAAUACAUUAUCACUACUAACUGUACGGAAAACACAACAAAGAAUCGCCAAGUUUCGCCAAAAAUCUUCAUUUUUUUGCAAAUUAACGAUCUGGUGCUAACCCUAGACCAGAUGGAGACUUGCAACUUGUGGUCACCUAAAUCCAGGAUAUUUUUCAUUAUCGCUGGAACAGUCAACAAUUUUAGUGUGAUUGAGGAAAGUUUGGAAAUAAUAUGGUCCCGAAAAAUCCUAAACUUCGUUCUGGUCUUCGUCAACACCCAAAUAAACGUCCUGUCCUACAACGGUUUCGCACAGGAAAAAAUCGUCAACUUAACAAAUUCCCGGGAUUUUUUCCCCAACAAAUUGCUUGACAUCAACGGACACGUCCUAAAGAUCGGAAUGUUUAAAGACACGCCAAGAAACACGAAAAAUUCCAAAGGGCAGUGGUACGGUCCUGACUACGAGCUCCUUGAAGCCAUCACAUUUAUGAUGAAUGCAACUUUGCAAAUUGUUGAAUCGGCGCAAGAGGAACAUUUUAACGGGCUUUAUGACAACGUUUUGAACGGAAUUGUUGAUUUUAGUUUCAUUCCGUUGUACAAAUUCGAUACGUUCUCACAAAUCGAUUUUUCCUAUCCAAGGAAAUUGGAAAAUUUGGUGGUUUUGGUGCCCAAAGCUGGGCAAAUACCACAAGAGAGUUAUUUAUUUUUGAUUUUUGACUACAAAAUAUGGUUGAGUGUUUUAGUGUUUCUUUUUUUGAUCAGUUGUGUCUUAAAACAGGCACAAUUUGUGGUAAAGAAGCGACAAAAUUCGUUCAUUUACUGGCUGUUUGAAGCCUGGAAGUGUUUCAUAGGAAGUGGAGGAACGACAAGUUUUGGGCGAAAAGAAACGCCAGUUAAAUUCAUUUUAACGGUUUGGAUGUUGGGUUCUAUUAUUGUGAGUGCGUGCUUUCAAUGCUCAUUUACUUCAUCGUUCACUAAACCGAAAUACUUCGAUGAAAUUAACACUUUGGACGAUUUGAGACAAACAGGAUUGAGAAUUUUUUGUGCCGAUUAUUACAAAAAUUAUCUCCUAAAAGUUGAAAGUUACGGUCUUCACACACAGUUAGUUUUCGUGAGUACACGAAAAAUGUACGAAAUUAGGAAAGAAAAACUCGCCUUACAUGGACGAAGUCCAUCGGUGUGUUUUACUGGACCAGGAAGUGGGUUUAUCGAAAAAAGCUGACCAAAACCUAAUUAUUCCACCCGACCAUGAGGACGCAAUCACAAGUGUUAAUAUAACGUUCUCCCAUUUGAAAAGUCUAUUUUUGAUACUGUUGUGUGGCUACCACGUCAGUUUUGUCGUUUUCCUUUGUGAAUUUUGUGUAAAAGCGAAAAAUAAAUUUUAAA